CGCCGAACCACGUGACCCUCUGCCAUUUGACUGCGUGCGUGCGCAAGUCAUCAUGGGGAGUUAACAUUACGGAGUGACAGUCUAACCGAUAUUAAUGCCAGUUUUUAUAUUUUGAGAAUUCCCGGUCUAUAAACCAUAGUCAGCCGUUUUGGAAGUAUUUGUUUUUGGAAGUCAUGCGGCGGAGUAAGGCUGAAGUGGACCGUUACGUCUCCUCGGUACAGAGUUCUUCUCCCUCAAUCAAAGAGAAGCCAGUCAAAGGGUUUUUAUUUGCUAAAUUGUACUUUGAAGCAAAGGAAUAUGAACUUGCCAAAAGACAUGUAUCAGAGUACCUCAAAAUCCAGGAGAGGGAUCCGAAAGCACACAAAUUCCUUGGACAGCUCUAUGAGAGAGAAGGAGAUAUCAACAAGGCAGUCGGAUGUUAUAAGCGGUCAGUGGACUUAAACCCUGCCCAGAGGGACCUUGUGCUGAAGGUGGCUGAGUUACUGGUUAGUAAGCAGGAAUGUGACAGCAGAGCAGAGUUUUGGGUAGAGAAAGCUGCCAAGCUGCUACCAGGAAACCCCGCUGUUUUCAACCUAAAGGAGCGUUUGUUGAGUCGUCAGGGUCAGCCGGGAUGGAACCGGUUGUUCGACCUCCUCCAGGCUGAGCUGGCAUUGAGGCCAGCUGAUGCUCACGUGAACGUGAAGCUGGUUCAGCUGUUCUGUCAGGACGGACGGCUGGAUGAAGCUGUUAAGCAUUGCCUGGCUGCUGAGAAAAGGGGCAUACUGAGCCACAGCCUGGACUGGUACACAGUGGUGGUGCGCACACUGCAGGAGUAUCUAGCUCAACCCAGUGUCUCUACUAAUGAGAACAUGUGUCGGCGUCUCCAAAGAGAGCUGCUAUUGGCCCAUUGCAGUCUGCUGAGAAUCACACUAUCUGAGGGCAAUAUGCAGCCCAGCCUUGAUGCGCUCACAAGUUUUGACCAAGCUAUGCAGACGUUGAGCAGCAUUGCUGGCCGCCACACAGACGAUCUUCUUGAGGCAUUUGUGGAGAUGAGAGGUCACCUUUACCUGCAUGCUGCCACGCUGCUGUUGAAACUGGCUCAGAAUCACCUACAGACCUGGAGGGCCAUCAUUGACCUGGCUGCACUAUGCUACCUGCUGGCAUACCAGGUGCCCAGACCAAAAGCUAAAGUGACCAAAAGAGACCAGUCAUCCCCACAGCUUCUGGAGCUGCUGGCCAACGAUCGACAGAGUCAAGCCGGUCACAUGUUAUUAAAUCUGAGCACUGAUUCAUCUACCUUGAUCAGAGAGGUGGUGGAGGCGUUUGGGAACCCUAGUGGUCAGGACUCUCUGUUUGAACUCCUGUUUGGACCACAGGCCUCCACUGGAUCUUCCUUUAUUGCCAAUGACGACAUUCGUUCCAUUAACACAAUGGCUCCAGAGCUCUCCCAACUCGCCAAAUGGGACGCUGGCUCCAUCCUGCUUCAUGCUGGUGACUUGCAACAUCUAAGCUGGUUGGGACUACAGUGGACCCUUCUGGCCCAAAGACCAGCCUUGCGGGACUGGCUACAGCAGCUCUUUCCCAGGCUUACUCUGGAAACCUCCAAACUGGACACAAACGCACCAGAGUCCAUCUGCCUGCUCGACCUGGAGGUGUUUUUAUAUGGUGUGGUGUUCUGUAGCCACUGUCAGCUCCAGGAGACGGCAAAGAUUAGCAGCGGAGUGAACCAACAGCAACAACAGCUUUAUGAGCCUCGCUGCCUCCCACUUCCUCUCCUUCGCCUCUUGACCACAGACAGACAGAGGGAGUGGUGGGAUGCCAUUUACAGCCUCAUUCACAAACGAGCAGCUCCUGGAGUUUCAGCCAAACUGCGGAUGAUUGUGCAGCAUGGACUGAGCACUCUGAGGGCUGGAGAGAAACAUGGGCUCCAACCAGCGCUGGCCAUCAACUGGGCGCAGUGUCUUAGCCAGACGGGUGAUGGGGUGAAUUCUUACUACGACCAGAAGGAGUACAUCGGCCGCAGUGUCCACUACUGGAAAGUUGUACUUCCACUGUUGGAAAAGAUCAAAAACAGACGCAGUAUACCAGAACCUCUAGACCCCCUCUUCAUGCACUUUCCCUCCAAAGAUAUUCAGAUGUCUUCUGUUAAGGGCUAUGAAGAGGAAGCCAAGAUAGCAUAUGCGGUACUCCUUGACAUCGAAGGAAAAACAGAGGAGGCAAUUGCUACAUUGGAAACCAUCGAUAACAUGUCAUCCAUCUGGCAUUUGGCACAGAUCUACCAACGGCUAUCAGAGGAGGCCAGUAACGGGGUAGAGGAGACCCAAGACAGGUGCAUCACUUUUCUGAGAAAGUUUAGGACUUACCUGUCCAAGAUCUACAAUGCUAAUGCAGAUGACAUUGAGAGGCUGCCUGUCUCCAUGGAGGAAGUUGUGGACCUCCUGAAUGAAGUGAACCAGCAGCUGGGCGAGAGUGGGGACGCUAUGGAUGAAGACGGGGAGAAGGAGGUGGAGGGUCGAGGAGGACGGGCCCACUCCAGUCCUGCUCAUCCCACAGACAACUCUGCCACCAUAUCCCACAUAAAGUUUUCCACUCCCUCUCCUAACAAAAGCAUCAUCUCUCCUUCCAAAAGACACCUGAUUUCUCCCAAGGUACCACCUCAUUGGGUGGAGGACCAGAAAAGUAUCCUCCAAAUGCUGUGUCAGCAAGUUGAAGCCCUCAAGAAUGAGGUUCAUGAUCUGAGACACAACUCUUCGGGAAACGCAGGCUCACCGCAUCACAAGAUGUAUGGGGAGAGUUACGGAGCGGAGGGCCUACAGGAGCCUUUUACCCCAGUCCAGUCCUACCAUGGGGCACCCCUAACAGUUGCCACUACAGCCCCCUCUGUGUACUACAACCAGUCUCCAGCUUAUAACUCUCAGUAUCUCCUGCGCACAGCAGCAAAUGUCACCCCCACUAAGGGCCCAAUGUAUAAUAUGAACCGUAUGCCACCUCAGCAGCAUAUGUAUGCCUUUCAGCAGUCCACUCAUACUCCUCCAUUGCAGACUGCCCCAGCCUGCAUAUACCCUCCUCAAGAACAGGUCUUUGGUGCCCCUCUUCGGUUUGAAUCACCAGCCACAAGCCUUCUUUCCCCAUAUAGUGAAGAAUAUUAUGGGCAGAGUGUAACCCAACAAACCACUAACCCUCCCCUGCCCGAACCCGGCUACUUCACCAAGCCAUCUGUAGUCCCUGUUCAGCCACCAAAGUGCAUUGAGGGGAAGCCUAUGGACUUUGGAAAGCUCUCCUUUAGCCAGCAGGCACCGGUUGAAGUCCCCAAAGUGCCUAGUUUUGGAACAGGGGUAGGCGCCCAGUCAACACCUUCAGCGUCUUUUAAAUUCACCUCCAACUUUAAAUCCAAUGAUGGAGAUUUCACUUUUCCUGCUUCCCAGGUCAAGCACAGUGAAAGUCUGCUUGGUCUUCUUACGUCAGACAUUCCCACUAAAACAGAUACUGUCCCAGAGAAGCCUGUAGCCCAAGAGCAGCCCCCCAGCCAAACUGGCAUCUUCACCUUUGGCAAUAAAAGUGUUACUGGUUUCUCCUUUGCUGAUUCUGCAACAAGCACAGGAAGUGUUUUUGGAAAGGUGGAGCAGCCAUUUAAAUUUGGAGAUGUUUCCAAGCCAGUGUUUGGGGUUGCCACAUCUGCAGCAGAAGCAGACAGAGCAGCAGAGAGUGACAAUGACAGCACUCAUGUUGAGGAGGAUGAAGAUGGCCCUCACUUUGAACCUAUUGUACCCCUUCCUGAUAAAGUAGAUGUGAAAACGGGUGAGGAAGAGGAGGAGGAAAUGUUUUGCAACCGGGCCAAGCUGUUUCGAUUUGACACAGACACAAAAGAGUGGAAAGAGCGGGGCAUUGGCAAUGUUAAAAUCCUAAAACACAGCGCUAAAGGGAAGGUCCGCCUCCUAAUGAGAAGGGAACAGGUUCUUAAGAUCUGUGCAAACCACUACAUCAACGCCGAUAUGCUACUGAAACCAAAUGCUGGUUCUGACAAAUCCUGGGUCUGGAAUGCCAUUGAUUAUGCCGAUGAAGCAGCUAAGCCUGAACAGCUGGCCAUUCGCUUCAAAACAGCAGAUGAGGCAUCACUUUUCAAAGCUAAGUUUGAGGAAGCCAAGGAAAUUGUGCUCAAAUCAACAGAAAAGCAUGAUCAACAGGAGAAGAAAGAUGAAAGCUUAAAAGGUUCCGAAUCCCUGGCAGCCCAGUUUGCGCUUAAAGAUGGGGAAUGGGAAUGCACUGUGUGCUGUGUAAGAAACAAACCCAUGGAUAUGCAGUGUGCUGCUUGUCAAAGUGCAAAUCCAAAUUCUUCAUCCAAGCCAGACAUUAAGGCUUCUGGUGAAACCAAAGCCAGUCUCUUUACUUUCAAAUUUGGGACUGAUUCAACAAAACCCAGUAGUUCUGGCUCUACAUUUACUGGAUUUGGUGCUUUUGGAGGUAAACCGUCCUCCUUUACAUUUGGCACUAGCACCUCAAAACCUGCUGACGCUGUAAUCAGUGCGUUUGGUUCUGUUUUUGGGGCUCAGUUUGGCAAGAAGCCUGGUCAAUGGGACUGUGAUGUUUGCAAAGUAAGGAAUGAGGCUUCUGUUGACAGUUGUGUUGCUUGUAAAGCUCUUAAAGCCUCAUUUAAAACAACUGCAACAGCACAAACUGCACCAGCUGCAGAUGUACCAGAUUCAUCCUUUUUAUCUGAUGUUGGCACUGGGUUUGGUGCCCAGUUUAGCAAGAAGCCCGGGCAGUGGGACUGUGAUGUAUGUGAAGUAAGAAAUGAAGCCUCUGCGGAAAAUUGUGUUGCCUGCGGAACCAGCAACCCUGUCGUUAAAUCAACAGAGGGGGCUCCAGUAACAUCAAAUCUGCCAGCAGUGUCAGAAUUAGGGGCUGAUUUGCCAAAAAAAGAUGGGCAAUGGGACUGCAAUGCCUGCCUGGUCAGAAAUAAUGCAUCAGCUACUGAAUGUGUUUCCUGCUGUUCCCCACAUGCUCCCUCAUUAGAAGCCUUAUUUUCCAAGAAGCAUGGGGAAUGGGAUUGUGACACUUGUCUGGUGAGAAACGAUGCCUCUGCCAAUAAGUGUGUGGCCUGUCAAGCACCAAACCCCAAUUCUAAAAGCACAGCCAACACAGCUCCCUCAGCCUCAACAUUCAGCUUUACAUUUGGAAACAAGAGUUCAUUAAGCCAGCCUGCUGGAACUGGAUUUACAAUGCCUUUUGAAACUGGCAGCACUUUUCAGUUUGGUCAAAACAAAGAGAAAAGCUCAGCUCCUUCUUUUAAGUUUGAAUCUCCUCAGUCCGGAUCUAGUAGCACAAGUGCUUCAGGCUUUUCUUUCUCAAUGCCCAUUCCAGCUGGUGGCUUUAAGUUUGGCAUUCAGGACUCUGCUCAAGAAACUCCGUCAACUGAUAAUCAACCCUCUCCAUCGGGGUCAGCCUCCAGUUUUCUAAAAAGCAUAGCUGACAAACACAAGGAGAAAGAAAAUGUGUCAGAGGGCCACACCAAGCAUGAUCAAAACCCAUUAAUUACUGGAAAAACCAGUAUGUUCAGUUUUGCAGACUUGGCAAAGUCCUCUAAAGGAGACUUCCAGUAUGGCCAAGACAACCCCAAUUUCCAAGGUUUCUCUGGGGCUGGUGAGCAGAUGUUCUUAACCCCCACCAAGACAGUUGCCACAAAUGAGUUGGAGGAAGACGACAUGUAUAAAACAGAGGAAAAUGAUGACAUCCAGUUUGAACCAGUGGUUCAGAUGCCUGAUAGGGUAGACCUGGUGACAGGGGAGGAGGAUGAACAGGUUCUUUAUUCUCAGCGUGUCAAACUUUUCAGAUUUGACUUGGACACCAGUCAGUGGAAAGAGCGUGGUGUAGGACUCCUUAAAUUCCUAAAAAACACCUCUAAUGGCAGGCUAAGGGUGCUGAUGAGAAGAGAGCAAGUUCUGAAGGUAUGUGCCAACCACUGGAUCACCACCACCAUGAAUCUUAAGCCCCUGGCAGGCUCAGACAAAGCAUGGAUUUGGCUGGCCAAUGACUUCUCUGAUGGAGAUGCCAAACUUGAACAGUUGGCUGCUAAGUUUAAAAGCCGAGAACUUGCUGAGGAGUUUAAGGAGAAGUUUGAAGAGUGUCAGAGACUUCUCUUGGACAUCCCCCUACAAACCCCCCACAAGCUUGUUGACUCAGGCAGAACAGCACGCCUCAUUCAGAAAGCAGAGGAAAUGAAGUCUGGUUUAAAAGAUCUGAAAUCCUUUUUGACAGACAAGAAAACCAAGAUCAAAGAUGAUGAUAGUCAGGGAGACAUUACGACAUCCAGCAAUGUUUCAAACCUUGUAAUCAAGUCUCACUGUGAAACCACCGGCCCCACCUUGGAGUGGGAUAACUACGACCUAAGAGAAGAGGCUUUAGAUGAUACUGCUGACUCAUCAGUUUAUGCCUCUCCUAUCGCCAGCAGUCCCCUGAGAAAGAACCUUUUCCGCUUCGGAGAAUCCACUGGUGGAUUCAACUUCAGUUUCCAACCUGGCAUCAGCCCCUCCAAGUCUCCUGCUAAACUUGACCAAAGCAGAGCCUCAGUGGGUACUGAUGAGCAGGAUGUAUCCCAGGAUGAAGAGAGGGAUGGCCAGUACUUUGAACCUGUGGUCCCCUUGCCUGAUCUGGUGGAGAUUUCUACGGGAGAGGAAAAUGAGCAGGUGGUUUUCAAUCACAGGGCCAAACUGUAUCGCUAUGAUAAAGAACUGGGUCAGUGGAAGGAGAGGGGUAUUGGAGACCUCAAGGUCUUACAGAAUUAUGACACCAAACGAGUCAGGUUGAUAAUGAGGAGAGACCAAGUACUAAAGAUCUGUGCCAACCACAGGAUAACAGCAGCCAUGAAACUGGAACCUAUGAAAGGUGCAGAGAAGGCCUGGGUCUGGAGUGCCUUCGACUUUGCUGAAGUAGCUGAGGGUAACAUUGAGCAGUUAGCUGUGAGAUUCAAGCUGCAGGACACUGCAAAUGCAUUCAAACAGGUAUUUGAAGAGGCCAAGAUUGCCCAAGAAAAAGAAGAACUCAUGGCUCAAGUGACCCCCAGGGUUGCCACACCUCAAGACAGUGGACCUACAACAUCAGCACAGACAGCUACACCUGUGUGUGGGAAGGCAGCCAUAGCUGUUCUGGAAGAGACCACAAAGGAACGUACAGAGCUUUCACCCGAAAGUAAGCCAGGUGCCUCUGGGUCUCCAAGUCCAGUCAACCCCUCAAAGACUGUGGUGUCACCCCCUAAGUUUGUCUUUGGCACUCAAAGCCUUCAGAAGUUCUUUGGCUCUCCUAAAUCACACUCUGAGACCGAGGAAUCUGGAUCUGGUUCAAAAGCCAAAGAUUCUGGACAUCUGGCCAAGGCUUCACCUACAGCACCUGCAUUCAAAGUCCCAGAGAAAGGGCUGGAUUUUAGGCUUUUCAAAGAUAACCCAAUGGCUUUUUGGACCAGCACAUCAACCACCCAAUUUGAACCCCCAGGACCACCUCAGGCAGAGGGAGACGAUGCAGGGUUGGAUGAGGACUCAGAGGUGGAGGUUGUGUAUGUCAGGGAGCCCACUGCUGAACAGGCUGCUUUAGCCAGGAAACUCCUGCUGCCUCCCACCUUCUUCUGCUACCAGAAUGAACCAGGCUACGCCAGCGACGAUCAAACUGACGAUGAGGACUUUGAAUCAGCAGUAAAAGCCUUGAAUGGAAAGCUCUACCUUGAUCCUUCUGAGAGAAAGGCUGCAGCAUGUGGUGAUGAGCCAGACUGCCAGGUGGUGUGGGAGAAAAAACCAACGCCGGAGGAGGAAGAGAAGGCCAGAAGCCUCCAGCUUCCACCCAACUUCUUCUGUGGCUUGAGCACCACCGACAGUGACCCGGACCAUGACAAGUCUGAAGACUUUGAGACAGAAGUCCGCAAGGCACAGCAAGACCUGGGUGCCCAGCUAAACCAAGCUGAAAAGGCCUCCAGCAGCCCAGCUGUAGCCCCAGAGGAGCCGACAUCAGGCCUGUCAUCCAGCACCACGGAGGCUGCUGCAGGCGCCACGGAGGCUGCUGCAGGCGCCACGGAGGCUGCUGCAGGCGCCACGGAGGCUGCUGCAGGCGCCACGGAGGCUUCUGCAGGCGCCACGGAGGCGCCUGCUCCAGGCGCCACGGAGGCUGCAGGCUACACGUCUACGCCGGAGCAGCAGACCUCCGACCAGUUAAAAGAGACUCAGAGUGAAGCUCCAAGAAGCAGCUUUCCCAUUGAUCUGUCAACUAAAAAGAGCCCAGAGCCAGAGUCCAACACAGGGACUGCUGCUUUUACUGCUACUACAGCUAGUGAAGACUCCAACUUUGGCUUCAACUCUUUCGGAGGCUUCUCCUUUGCUGAUUUGGCCCAAAACACGGACACAUAUGCAUUUGGAACGCAAGCUGACUCCAACUUCUCGUGGGCAAAUGCUGGAGCAACAGUAUUUGGGACCGCAGUGACCUCAGCACCAAAAAACAGCGGUGAGGAGGGCAGUGAUGAAGAGGAUGCUUCUAAUAAUGCGGACAUUCACUUUGAGCCAAUAGUGUCACUACCAGAGGUGGAGACAAAGUCGGGAGAGGAAGAUGAGGAAAUCUUAUUCAAAGAGCGCGCCAGGCUGUACCGAUGGGACCGGGACCUCUCUCAGUGGAAGGAGCGUGGCGUCGGUGACCUCAAGAUCCUUUUCCACCCGACCAAACGCUUCUACCGAAUCCUGAUGAGAAGAGAGCAGGUGCUGAGGGUUUGUGCCAACCACACGAUCACACAGGCGAUGGAACUCAAACCCAUGAACGCCUCAGCAAACGCACUGAUCUGGACUGCCACGGACUACUCGGAUGGCGAUGGCAUAGUGGAGCAGCUGGCGGCCAAGUUCAAAACCCCUGAAAUAGCUGAAUCCUUUAAGAAGACCUUCUGUGAGUGUCAGAGCCGCUUAGGCCAAGUUGAGGGCGAUGCCUCGUACAUCUCCUCACCACAGAUGUCCAGAGUUCAAGAGCACUCCAAAGACAAUAACCCCCAGGUGUUCCUCAAAGUGGCAGGCGACGGCCAACCACUGGGCACCAUCACCAUAGAGCUUUUCUCCCAUUUAGUCCCCAAGACAGCAGAGAACUUCCGGGCUCUCUGUACUGGCGAGAAAGGCUUUGGGCUUCGCAACUCCAUCUUCCAUAGAGUCAUACCAGACUUCAUGUGUCAGGGUGGAGACAUCACCAACAGUGAUGGCACAGGUGGAAAGUCCAUCUACGGCAGCAAGUUUGAAGAUGAGAACUUUGAUGUUCGGCACACAGGCCCGGGCAUUCUGUCAAUGGCCAAUCGCGGACGUGACACCAACAACUCGCAAUUCUUUAUCACCCUGAAGAAAGCCGAACAUUUGGACUUCAAACACGUGGCUUUCGGCUGGGUUCGGGAAGGCAUGGAUGUGGUGCUACAGAUGGGAGAGUUUGGCACAAAGAAAGGCUUGCCCACAAAGAAACUCGUCAUCACAGACUGUGGACAGCUGUAGCUUUUUAAAUGUUAAGUUCAACAUUUGCAGCUAGGUUUAAGCUCUAAAGUUGUGGUCAAGAUUUUGGAUAAUGACGUGUUCCCUGUGCAGUGCAUACCGUCCUACUAAAACUGAAUCCAUUAGUCAUCUAAGAAUUAUACACUGAUCACAGGACUACUGAUCAAGACCCUUCAUCAUAGAAAAUGGGCUCCAGUAGCCUUGAACUAGGAGUUAUGUUGCUGUCCUUCUGACAUAAUGACAAAUGAUAAGCGUUGUGUAGUAUGCGGGAGAAGGCAUUUGCAUCUUUAUAAACAUCUGUCAAUAAAUGUGUUUUUGUGUUUAAAUUGUACAUGGACUACUUUUUUUUUUCUUUUUUUUUUUCUUUUGUCCUGCAUGUGCUCAAUCUGAAUGUGCUGUUCCUCUUCAUAAGCUUCACUCUUGUAUUUGUUUUCCUAUUUGAGGAAGUCUUAACUAUAACUGAAAGGUGAGGUUAUUUGAGUGCACAGAUUGUAACCGUGCCCUUACCUUCUC
Molecule: messenger RNA, 9983 nt
Organism: Etheostoma spectabile (orangethroat darter)
Lineage: Eukaryota; Metazoa; Chordata; Actinopteri; Perciformes; Percidae
Gene: ranbp2
Product: RAN binding protein 2
Exons: 30
Coding region: 174-9473 (3099 amino acids)
Biological process (GO): NLS-bearing protein import into nucleus; protein peptidyl-prolyl isomerization
Cellular component (GO): cytoplasm; nuclear pore
Molecular function (GO): protein binding; peptidyl-prolyl cis-trans isomerase activity; GTPase activator activity
Source: RefSeq, a predicted model, not a curated record